This is a messenger RNA of Symbiodinium necroappetens, 870 nucleotides long. The record is from the annotation of a GenBank genome assembly. NCBI's taxonomy places the organism in Eukaryota, Dinophyceae, Suessiales, Symbiodiniaceae.
AUGAAGGGCGCCCUGAUGUCUCCAGUGGUGAUGGUCGCCCUUGUUGCUAGAGCCUGUUGGAGCGAGUGCUUGGCCGAUGAGACUUGCAGUGGAGAGCCAGACAUGGCGGAACUGCUGCAGGCCAAGGCCAGCGUCCAGGCCAACAUCCAGAGAGAACUCGUCCAGGAGAUGACUCGCCGCGAGAUGAUCAAAGUUGCGGCCAAUCACACCUGUGCAGAAGCUUGCGGCAUGUUGGGUGGAUUGUGUCUCUCCAGCUCCUCCAGCCAACCCUGCGAGCGCCGCCUUGCAGACGGGGAUAAGGCAUGGGCCUGCUCGUGCGACAUCUCUGUCGGGCUCCUUGACGCUGGCCCGUACAAGCCAGAUCCGAGUGCAAAGCUGUCAGCAUCCCCGUUCCUUAUGACCCACGACUCAGCGACGGGCUACAUCGGAGACAGGGACUUCAUCAAGCGUCUCUUCGCGCAGGCUCAGUUUGUGAACCUCAAGGUUCAGUUGGACUGUGGGGCUCGCGCCUUUGACCUGCGGCUGGUGCAACAUGAUGGCAAGAUAUACUUUCACCACGGAGAAACUCCUGUUGUCAAUUGGAUGUCGGACCAGACGCUGCCCGAAGAACUGCCGGGACUAGUUGGCUGGGCUGGCGAACACCCUGACGAGUUCGUGAUCAUCUCGGUUAGCCACUGCGCUCACAAAUACCUAAUCAAGUACGAUCGAAAACAUUGCACUGACGAAGAGUUUGUCAAGCCAUUCACGGAUGCAGGAGUUGCCUUUGAGUCGGACUGCGACAAGCUGCGCAGCAUGACCCUUGCUGAUGCAAUGGCUGCCAGUGCCUUGAGCAACGGGGGCACAUGGUUGCCAUCUAUGGCGACUGCGUGA